Messenger RNA from Trifolium pratense (red clover), 1341 nucleotides. RefSeq names its product WAT1-related protein At5g64700-like. The transcript is spliced from 7 exons. Lineage: Eukaryota; Viridiplantae; Streptophyta; Magnoliopsida; Fabales; Fabaceae. The record is from RefSeq and is a predicted model, not a curated record. Gene Ontology annotation, cellular component: plasma membrane. Gene Ontology annotation, molecular function: transmembrane transporter activity. The coding region runs from base 73 to 1095 and encodes 340 amino acids.
UGUUUACAUAUAUAUAUGAUAAGUGUAUUUGUAUAUGAACUCAUAAACAUCUCCUCAAGAAGAAGGUAAAAAAUGAUUAUGAAAGGAAAAAAGCCAUAUGUGGUUGUGUUUGUGAUACAAACUAUAUAUGCAGCUAUGUUUCUACUCUCCAAAGCUGCAUUUGAUCAUGGCAUGAACAAUUUCAUCUUUGUUUUCUAUAGACAAGCAUUAGCAACCAUUUUCCUCAUACCUUUUGCUUUCAUCUUCGAAUGGAAAAUUGCACCCCCUUUGUCUUUCAGGACCUUCUGCAAGAUUUUCUUCCUUUCUCUCUUCGGCAUUACGUUGAGCUUGGAUAUAAAUGGUAUUGGUUUGAUUUACACCUCUCCAACUUUGGCAGCUGCUACCACAAAUUGUCUUCCAGUUAUCACCUUCUUUUUAGCACUCAUACUUAGGGUUGAAAGUUUGAAAAUAAAAACACGAGCUGGGAUUGCUAAGUUGAUUGGCAUUGUGGCAUGUUUGGCUGGUGCAUCUACCCUAGCCUUUUAUAAAGGUCCUCAUUUAAAGCUUUUAAGCCAUCACAUUCUUGGAUCCAAUAAACAACAUGAUCAAAGUCAUAUUCCAUCUAGUACAUGGAUAAAAGGUUGUUUCCUCAUGUUGCUCUCCAACACACUUUUUGGUCUAUGGAUGGUGUUACAGGCUUUUGUAAUAAAAGACUACCCGCCAAAGCUGAUCUUUACAACUCUUCAGUGUUUUUUAAGCUCAAUUCAAUCUUUAGUUAUCGCCUUGGCCAUAGAAAGGGACAUUGAGAAGUGGAAAUUGGGUUGGAAUAUCAAUCUUCUUGCUGUAGCUUAUUGUGGAAUUAUUGUGACAGGGGUGACAUAUUACUUAAUGACAUGGGUUAUAGAGAAGAAAGGACCUGUGUUUCUUGCCAUGUCAACACCACUAGCUCUCAUUAUUACAAUAUUCUCCUCUGUAAUUCUCUUGGGCGAUAUAAUAAGUUUGGGAAGUGUUUUAGGUGGGUUCCUCUUAAUUGUGGGACUAUACAGUGUGCUGUGGGGAAAGAACAGAGAGCAAACACCAAAAGUUUCGCAAGAUUUGGAACAACCAUCAGUUUAGAAUGAGCUACACAACACUUAGCAUAAGACAUGCUAAGGUUGGAGGUACAAGUACAAACAAAACUACCACAUUGUAGAAAGGAGGGAAUGACAUGAGACAAGCUCAACAACUGCCAAACAACACCAACACAGAAGGCAUAGUUGAAAAACACAGAUCAACUAUUACAAAUAAAAACAAGACAGAGUGAAAGCCUAAUAGUAUUAAAUUGUCAGAUAUGUCAAAAAAAAAAAACACACACACUAAAUA